Messenger RNA from Zea mays, 823 nucleotides. Its product is annotated as RING-H2 finger protein ATL5A. The record is from RefSeq and is marked validated. Lineage: Eukaryota; Viridiplantae; Streptophyta; Magnoliopsida; Poales; Poaceae.
AUCGAACUUCCUAAAGCGCUCUGGUCGCAGACUCGCAGUGGCCGCAGCUGCAGCGUCCCCUCCCUUUUCGCCAUCGAGCGUCAACUGUGCUGGCCGCCGGCGCGUAACUGCACCAGGGUCACUGCUUACGAGGAAGAGGAGGCACAACAGUGUUGUUGGGGUGUCUCGUCGUGCGGUGCCGGUGCCGGUGACCAUGGGCGUGCACGCCAGGGCGAUGAGCUGGUACACGAGCCCGCCGGGGUCGCCGGCGCCGGGGAGCGCCGCCGAGGCGGAGCACGCGCUGAGCAGCAGCCCCCGGGGCGGCGACACCAACAUGGUCAUCGUCCUCGCCGCGCUGCUGUUCGCGCUCCUCUUCGCGCUGGGCAUCAACUCGCUCGCGCGCUGCCUCAUCCGCUGGGCGCGCCGCGCGCCGGCAGCGGAGGGCGGCGGCGCCGGCGGGCUCGAGAAGCGCGUGCUCCGGAGCAUGCCCGUCGAGGUGUACGGCGCCGCGGCCGUCACCGUCGCCGACGUCUGCGCCAUCUGCCUCGGCGAGUUCGCGGACGGCGAGAAGGUGCGCGUGCUGCCGCGCUGCGCCCACGGCUUCCAUGUCCGCUGCGUCGACACCUGGCUCCUGUCGCACGACUCCUGCCCCACGUGCCGGGGCUCCGUGCUCGACGGCGCAAAGGCCGCCACUCCCGCCGGUGGGGGCAGCCGGUGGCAGGGCAGCGAGGCUGCUGCCAUCGCCGUUGUCAUUGGAUGACGUGGACAGGAAGGGCCCGCGUGCCCAUUGGUGGUGGUGGCUAGGUCUGCAAUAAUACAGUUUAGUUCGGUUCGAUUUAGCACA